AUUUAACAAGCGAAGGAGCGAAUGGCUUCUCAAUUCAACCUCCUCUUUUUCCUUGCCCUUGCCGUGGGAAUCGGUCGAUGGCUAAACAGAUGCAGUUAUGGUUGGCCGCAGCCACCGUGCUUCUGGCCAUUUGCGAUGCUGAAUUAAUAACGAACGCGACUGAGCAGUACCUUCAGGCCCACAACGAGGCCCGGGCGGCUGUGGGUGUGGCCCCUCUGCAGUGGAGCAGGACCCUGGCGUCUAAAGCCUCAACGCUGGCUACGCAUCCUCCGUGCUCAUCGUCUUGCGAUUUAUUCAAAGAGACGGCGUAUUUCAAUUACGGAGUCAAUCAAGCUGUGGCCUACGUGCUCGACUCGCCGGAGACUGUGGUGAAGUCGUGGGUGGAGGAGGGUCGGCGGUGUUAUAACUAUGCAUAUAACAGUUGUGCGGCGCCAGAACAUAAAGCUGACUGCGAGAGUUAUACCCAGGUGGUGUGGAGGAAGACGGUGAAGUUGGGAUGUGGGAAGGGCGGCUGUGGUAAAGAUGGUUCCCACCAUAUUUGCCUUUAUUAUCCUCCUGGUAAUGUUCCUGGCGAGAAACCUUAUUGAUCUAUCACACACGCAACUGGCUUGUGUUCUGUUUUUUUUUUCUUCUUCUAAUUAAGAAGCAUUUGGUUAUCCAGUAAGAAGUGCACCAGUGCACUUGUGUUCCACCGUUUGCUUUUGCUUUUUAUUCCUGCAAUCAAUUUCUCCCACUUUAGCGGUUUGAUUUGUAGUAUUUGUUAUUGUAAUGGAUUGUGAUUUUAUUGAAAUCAAGCAACUCUUAUCAUCA
This is a messenger RNA of Phalaenopsis equestris, 810 nucleotides long. Its product is annotated as STS14 protein-like. NCBI's taxonomy places the organism in Eukaryota, Viridiplantae, Streptophyta, Magnoliopsida, Asparagales, Orchidaceae. The transcript has a single exon. Bases 78 to 587 code for a protein of 169 amino acids. The record is from RefSeq and is a predicted model, not a curated record.